Molecule: messenger RNA, 1134 nt
Organism: Aspergillus udagawae
Lineage: Eukaryota; Fungi; Ascomycota; Eurotiomycetes; Eurotiales; Aspergillaceae
Product: uracil-DNA glycosylase
Exons: 3
Coding region: 1-1134 (377 amino acids)
Biological process (GO): base-excision repair; base-excision repair, AP site formation via deaminated base removal
Cellular component (GO): nucleus; mitochondrion
Molecular function (GO): uracil DNA N-glycosylase activity
Source: RefSeq, a predicted model, not a curated record
AUGGCCAGUCCGACAGGUCUCAAACGUAAUGCUAACCAUCUAUCAACACCAGCGUGUGAUGCGAAGAAGCCCAAGGCCAAUGGCAGUAUCACGUCCUUCUUCGGUGCCCCUAAGCCCAGGCCUGUCGACGCCAAAACAUCAACCAUUUCGUCCCCUUCCUCGAACUUCAACAAAGACAAAUGGGUGGCAUCAUUGACGCCUGAGCAGCAAGAACUCCUGCGACUGGAGAUUGAUACGUUGCACGAAAGCUGGCUCUCUAAGCUCAAGGAAGAGCUGGUCACACCGGAGUUCUUGGGGUUGAAGCGAUUCCUGAAAAAGGAGAGGGAGUCGGGUGCAAAGAUCUUUCCUCCAGAGAAUGAGAUUUACUCUUGGUCUCGACAUACCCCCUUGGACAAAGUGAAAGUGGUCAUCAUCGGCCAAGAUCCCUAUCACAAUCAUAAUCAGGCUCAUGGUCUAGCAUUCUCUGUUCGGCCUCCCACUCCUGCUCCUCCCUCUCUGGUGAAUAUCUAUACCGGAAUCAAAAAUGACUACCCUACUUUCCAGCCCCCACCAAACAAGGGUGGCCUUUUGAUACCUUGGGCUGAGCGAGGAGUACUCAUGCUCAACACCUGCUUAACAGUCCGCGCUCAUCAGGCGGCAAGCCAUUCAAACAAAGGAUGGGAACGCUUCACUCAAAAGGCCAUCGACACCGUCGCUCGAGUACGAACUAAUGGAGUGGUUUUUCUGGCCUGGGGCUCGCCGGCAGGGAAGCGCGUAGCAGGUAUCAACCGGCAAAAACAUUGCGUUUUGCAGUCGGUUCAUCCUAGUCCGCUCAGCGCUCACAGAGGUUUUUUCAACAAUGGCCAUUUCAAAAAAUGUAACGAAUGGCUCGCCGAACGUUAUGGUCCGGAUGGCAUCAUUGACUGGAGUCUGACCCCGAAAACAAAGGCAGGCGGCCCGCUUGCCGCCAUCUCGGACCAGUCUCCUGUGAUCGACCAGGUGAAGACAUCCACCGCGAAACUGCCUGAUUUGGAUCCUUCCGAAGAGAGCAAAGUUGCUAGCGUGAAACUUAUGGACCCUGACGGAUCAGUUGAUGAAUUUGACGAUGAUGUCGAUGCACUUGAGGCUCUAGCUGCAGCUGAAGCUGCAACAUGA